GUGGGACGUUAGGAUUUAUUUUGUAUGUUGCUGGUUCUCCUUGCCUCCCGAGAGCUCUGUGCCCUCAAGUAAGAUGCCGGGAUUUUUCUGCGACUCGUCACUUCCGGAGCACGCCAGGUCACCUUGUAGUCUCAAGGUUCCAGGUCCAUGUAUAAGUGUCUUCAGCAGUCUAUAAAACUUGGGCAGGAUGCUUCCCCAGGGUAGGAUGCUGCUGGCUCGUUUUAACGGGUAUUGGAAACCGCUCUUCAAAGGUCGUUACCUGAUAAUUACUAACACUGUUAGUUGUGGUGUGCUGCUUGGGGCUGGGGAUAUCAUUCAGCAGACAAGGGAGGUGAGGAGAGAGCCUGCUAAGAAGAGAGACUGGCUAAGGACAAGCAGAAUGUUUGCAAUUGGGUGCUCAAUGGGACCAUUGAUGCACUUCUGGUAUUCCUGGCUGGAUCGGUCAUUUCCUGGGCAUGGGAUUAAAGUAGUCGUGAAGAAAGUCCUCAUUGAUCAGCUUGUGGCUUCACCCACGUUUGGAGUGUGGUACUUCCUUGGAAUGGGCUCCAUGGAGGGACAGAGUCUCAAACAAAGCUGGAAAGAAUUUCAGGACAAGUUUUGGGAGUUUUACAAGGCAGACUGGACUGUGUGGCCUGCAGCUCAAAUGAUCAAUUUCUACUUCCUUCCUCCAAAGUACCGUGUGAUUUACAUCAAUGUGAUAACUGUGGGGUGGGACACUUACCUUUCAUACCUCAAACACAGGGUAGACGAGCCUGUUGAAGGCAUUGCACCAGAUGAAAAACAUGCAAGUACCCCAAACCCACCUACAAAAACAGCUGCAUCUCUGCCAAAGCCUCUUGAUGGAAAAGUUUAACUACAGUAGUACCGGGCCAUCUCUG
Molecule: messenger RNA, 878 nt
Organism: Spea bombifrons (plains spadefoot toad)
Lineage: Eukaryota; Metazoa; Chordata; Amphibia; Anura; Pelobatidae
Gene: MPV17L2
Product: MPV17 mitochondrial inner membrane protein like 2
Exons: 7
Coding region: 188-853 (221 amino acids)
Biological process (GO): mitochondrial ribosome assembly
Cellular component (GO): membrane; cytoplasm
Source: RefSeq, a predicted model, not a curated record